Molecule: messenger RNA, 1763 nt
Organism: Mesocricetus auratus (golden hamster)
Lineage: Eukaryota; Metazoa; Chordata; Mammalia; Rodentia; Cricetidae
Gene: Sfrp5
Product: secreted frizzled related protein 5
Exons: 3
Coding region: 163-1107 (314 amino acids)
Biological process (GO): negative regulation of canonical Wnt signaling pathway; non-canonical Wnt signaling pathway; canonical Wnt signaling pathway
Molecular function (GO): Wnt-protein binding
Source: RefSeq, a predicted model, not a curated record
CCCCGAUGUGGGAGGCGCCUGGAUCACUCCGGAGCAGAGGCUGCCACCUACUUGGACGGCCAGAGCAGCCGGGACGGCUGCAGGGAGCAUCCCGGCCGGGGUACACACGGAGCAGCCAGACGCCGAGCACCGAGCCGUCGGGGAGGGCGGCAACAUCCAGCCAUGCCGGUGGCCGGGGGCGCGCAGACGGCCGCGCUGGCGCUGCUGCUCGGGGCGCUGCAUGGGACUCCGACAGGCGGCCAGGAGUACGACUACUACGGCUGGCAGGCUGAGCCGCUGCACGGCCGCUCCUAUUCCAAGCCACCGCAAUGCCUCGACAUCCCCGCCGAUCUGCCGCUCUGCCACACGGUGGGCUACAAGCGCAUGCGACUGCCCAACCUGCUGGAGCACGAGAGCCUAGCCGAGGUAAAGCAGCAGGCGAGCAGCUGGCUGCCGCUACUGGCCAAGCGCUGCCACUCGGACACCCAGGUCUUCCUCUGCUCGCUCUUCGCGCCCGUCUGCCUAGACCGGCCCAUCUACCCGUGCCGCUCGCUGUGCGAGGCCGUGCGCGCCGGCUGCGCGCCGCUCAUGGAAGCCUACGGCUUCCCCUGGCCCGAGAUGCUGCACUGCCACAAGUUCCCCCUGGACAACGACCUCUGCAUCGCGGUGCAGUUCGGGCACCUGCCUGCCACUGCGCCUCCAGUGACCAAGAUCUGUGCCCAGUGUGAGAUGGAGGAUACUGCUGAUGGCCUCAUGGAGCAGAUGUGCUCUAGCGACUUUGUGGUUAAGAUGCGAAUUAAGGAGAUCAAGAUAGACAAUGGGGACCGGAAGUUGAUUGGAGCCCAGAAGAAGAAGAAGCUGCUCAAGGCAGGCCCCUUAAAGCGUAAAGACACCAAGAAGCUGGUCCUGCACAUGAAGAAUGGCGCGGGCUGCCCCUGCCCACAGCUGGACAGCCUAACAGGCAGCUUCCUGGUCAUGGGUCGCAAGGUGGAGGGACAGCUGCUGCUCAUGGCUGUUUACCGCUGGGACAAGAAGAAUAAGGAAAUGAAGUUUGCAGUCAAGUUCAUGUUCUCGUACCCCUGUUCCCUCUACUACCCUUUUUUCUAUGGGGCAGCCGAACCCCACUGAAGGGCCUCCUCCUUGCCCCAGCCAGCCAGCUGUGCCUUGCUCUCUGUCCCUACCCACCUGGCCUCACCCCCACCCCCAGGCUGACCCAGCCCCUGGCAAAGGUGGCUUCAUGCAGCUACUACUUGCACAGGCGCCAAAGGACAGGCAUGGGGCUACCCUCCUUGACUGAAGGGUCCUGGAAUCCUGGGGUCUACUAGGAGCUCCCUCUCUCAGGAGAGGCGCUUUCUCCUCAGUGGGUGGGGGGGGGGGUGUCUGAGAAAGCAGGCGAAGGAGGAAAAUGUGAAGGAAGGGCCUCCUGCAGCCUGGGGAGGGCGUUUCCAGAAAGAGUAGUGGGUCUCACCGUUAAGGGGGCCUCAGUGCUUAAAGGACGGUCUUCCUCCCACACUACCCCUUUAUGUGUCAUGACGGCGUCCAUGUCUUCCAGCCACACCCACCUCUCAUCUGGAGCCCCGCUGGACAGGAGCACCGCUCAGCAGCUUCUGCAGACUUUGUCACACAGGCGUGCUUCCCGGCUCUUGCCUCAGCCCUCCACACCCCUUGUCCCAACCACAAUAAAUUAUUGCUACUGCCGCAAGGCCACUGGCUUUAGACAACAGGUUUGGUUCUUAAUAUUUUUUUACGUUUUUAAUUAAAUAAAGAAAACAAUUGUUGCUGUG